UCAGAGGCUGGACUGUGUGCGGACGGUUUCCCCUGACCGGCUGGAAAAAUAGGAAAAGAAACAACCCAACAUUAGUGACUUUGUGCAAAGGAAGGUCUGCACACCACAGCAAGCGGCUGCAUUGACUGAUGGUAUUCUGAAUAUGUUGGUAACUGACAUGAGGCCACUAUCAAUGGUGGAGGAUGAAGGUUUUAGACAAAUGAUUCACGUCCUCAACCCUGGUUACACUCUUCCCUCGAGGACCCAUUUUACCAAACUGAUGGAGAGGAAGUACGAGCAGACAUUCCAAGCAGUGAAGACUGACAUAAAAGCCACCCAGAGCAAAAUUGCUCUCACUACUGAUGUGUGGACAAGUGUAGCCACGGAAGCCUACCUUGGCAUUACAUGCCAUUACAUUGGAGACGAAUGGAACAUGAAGUCAAUCUGCCUUACGACCAUGCCACUAGAGGAAAGACAUUCAGCAUCCAACAUUGCAGAAUGGUUGGGAGAGGUAGUAGCCAGGUUUGAAAUUCCCCCAAGCAAAAUUAUUGCUAUUGUGCAUGACAAUGGUGCCAAUAUUGUGGCUGCAGCAAAAGUACUUGAGGAGAAGCAUGGGUGGUCUUCAGUCCGCUGCGCUGGACACACCUUGCAGCUGGUGAUCAAUUCUUCACUGAAGCACACAAACAUUGAAAAAGCAGUUGGGGCUGCAAGAUGUCUCGUGGAACACUUCAGAAAAAGUGAGCUAGCCUGCAACAAACUGAGACAAAAACAGCAACAAAUGGGAACAACUCAGCACAAGCUUGUUCAGGAUGUAAGCACUAGAUGGAACAGCACAUUUUAUAUGAUUAGCCGACUGCUUGAGCAAAGGUGGCCUGUAACUGCCACGCUGUCUGACUCGACUGUUACACAGAGAGGCAAACGGUACCUUGACUUAAAAGUCGACCAGUGGAGCCUACUUGAAGAGCUUUCCACAGCCCUUAAACCCUUUGAAUGUGCCACUGUGUUUAUGAGUGGGGAAAAAUACACGACAAUCUCUGCAGUACCUCCACUUGUGAAGGGGCUAGUGAAGUCCACCCAGACUGUUGUCUUCGAGUCAGCAGCAGUGCAGGCUUUCCAAGUCACUGCUACAGAGCAGCUUCAACAGCGAUGGAAGAAGGAGACUACAUUCUCUGACACAGCACCGAACACGGUGAUCCUCUCCUCUGCCCUGGACCCGAGGUUCAGAAAACUGAAGUUUCUGACGCCUGAGCAGGUCUUUAAGGUGCAAGCCAAAGUGCAAACAGAGGCAUUCGAAGUGAGAAGGGAUCAUCAGCAGCAGUGUGACGGUGUCCAUGAGCAAACCAGUGUCACCUCCACCACUACUGUAGCUGCUCCUGCACCUACAACUCCUCUUUCUUUACUUGACUCACUCCUUGAUUCUGAAACCAGCAGUGAAGAAGAGCAUAGAGAGGGGGAAGGUGAGGAUCCCAAUAGCCAAGUGAGGAACGAGGUCCUCACAUACUUUGGAGAGAAGCCCCUUCCCAAGGAAGAAAAUCCAUUACAUUGGUGGAAGGCUAAUGAGAAUAGAUAUCCCACCUUGGCCAGGUUAGCAAAGUCCUACUUAUGCAUUCCUGGCACCUCAACACCAUCUGAGCGCCUCUUCUCUGCAGCAGGCAACAUCGCUUCCAAGAAGAGAGCCAGCCUUAGCCCAGAGCAUGUGGACAUGCUAACAUUUUUGCAUUGCAAUGCACAGUUUCUUGUAAGUCAGUGAGAAUGAGGGUGUUCCUGCAGAACCAUUCUUUCAUACUCCAAUUCUACCUCCAUGGCCUGUUGUUAAAGAGCCAUUUGGCAAAGCCUGUGAAACACUUGGUUUGUGUUAUAUGUUUUUCUUUGUUAUUGAAACUGUUCUUCAGCUAAAUCACCUCCCUUUUUUAAACUGAAGACUUGAACAGGUUAUUGUUUGAGAAUGAUUGGAAAGGCCUCCUAUGUGAAAUUUGUCAAAACAUACAUGUGUUUUUCUUAACUGUUAAACGUUCAGCUACAAACAGAAGUGCACUUUAUACAUUUUAUUAUUAUUUUUGUUAUUUAUUUUAUAAGGUUUUUAUUUAAUUUAUUUGGCUCCUUUUAAAAGGAAGACUUUAAAAGGGUUUUUGUGUUGAGAACAAAUGUAAAUGUUAUGUGCACUUUAUAAAAAAACAAUUUUUGUAACAUUUGCUUUGUUUUAUUUGGCAAGUUGUUUGAAAGAACAUGGUACAAGAAGACCAGUAUGCUGUUUUUUGAAUAAAAUACUGGAAAGGAUAGAAAUGUAGUUAUUGUCUUUUUAUCCGAUUAAUAAUCGAUUAAUCGAAGUAAUAUUCAACAGAUUAAUCGA
Molecule: messenger RNA, 2329 nt
Organism: Epinephelus moara (kelp grouper)
Lineage: Eukaryota; Metazoa; Chordata; Actinopteri; Perciformes; Serranidae
Product: E3 SUMO-protein ligase ZBED1-like
Exons: 2
Coding region: 143-1729 (528 amino acids)
Molecular function (GO): protein dimerization activity
Source: RefSeq, a predicted model, not a curated record